This is a messenger RNA of Acanthocheilonema viteae, 1665 nucleotides long. Lineage: Eukaryota; Metazoa; Nematoda; Chromadorea; Rhabditida; Onchocercidae. The record is from the annotation of a GenBank genome assembly.
AUGGACGAAAAUAAGAAUGAAAUCGAAUUGCUUCGUAUUGAAAACAAAGAUUUGACGGCAAAAUUAGAAACAUUGAAGCAGAAGCGAAAAGAUGAUUAUCCAAAACUUACGGAAUAUGAAAGGAAUGUUGCUGAAUUGGAAGCAUUACGCGAAUUUAAAAUUAAAUUGGUUGAAAGCAAUUCAAAAUUACAACGACAAUUACAGGAAAAGGAAAAGGAAUUGAUUGACUUGUCGAAAAUAAGUCAAGAAAAACUUCAACGGUUAUCAGAACUUGAGGAACAACUUGAAAUAACAACAAUUGAAAAGGAAAUGGCUGAAGAGAAGGCAGAACUUCUUCAGGCCGAAAUUGAAAUUGAAAAGCAGCGUAUACAACAACUGGAAAUAGAAUUGGAUUUGUUGCGGAGUGAAAUUGGCCCAGAAAAAAAUGGUAUAUCACAGGUCGGUGCUCUAAAAAAUGAUGCUUUGUUAAAGGAUGACGGGAUGCAGCUCAAAAUGUUGGAAUGUCAGAAUAUGAAAUUAAGGGAAGCAAUAGUAAGAUUGCGCGAUAUUAUCGGUCGGCUAGUGGAAGACAAAAGAGAACUGGCACAAGAAAAUGAGAUGCUGAAGAGUGAAUCGGCUGCUGUAGUAAGGAUUUGUGAAAAUUUGAAAAAUGAACUUCAAAAAGCCGAGCGGACAAUAAUUGUGCUAAGAGAGCGGUUGGUUGAUAUGAGUGAAAGGAUUGAUGCGACGGCAGAUAGUGAGAAAAUGAUUGAAAUUCUAACAGAAAAAAAUAUGGAUUUGGAAAAAAAACUAAGCACGUUAGAAGAAACCGUUGAGGAUUAUGAGGCAAUCAGAUCGAUGGAUGAAGAAAUUCUUGAAACGCAAAAGGAAGCUGAAAAAGAACUUCGACAGGAACUGGAUUUAACAAAUAUUCGUGUUAGUAAUCUUUUGGCACAAAUUAAAGUAUAUGGCGAGCAGGUGGAUGAAUACGAAAAAAUGAUCAUGAAAUUUCGACGAAAAAUUGGUGAAUUGAAUGAAGAAAUUCAAGAAAGACAAGAUGAAAUCAUUAAUCUAAACGAGCAGCUAAAAGGAGAAGAAGAUAACAACCUAAUGUCGAUGCAAAGUACGCAGCUUACUACAGCUACUCGAACAUUUGCUGAAAUCGUGGAUAGAGAGAUGUCUGCCCUGGAAUUGAAGUACGAAAUUGAGUUGUCAGAUUAUUUGAAAGCAUUUCUGCCUGAUAAUUUCUCGAAACCUGGAGGAGACGGUGAUGCAGUUCUGCUCACUAUUCGUUGCUCCCGUCUUUCGGCUAAAAUAACUGUGUUGAUAAAAUUAUUACAUCUUAAGUACCCGUUUGCAUCUGGCGGAAUACGUCGUGAACACGUUACGAAAAGUCACAAAGCGGAGCAGUGGGCACAUUGUGCAAAGUUUUCAUUUUUGUUAAGCAAUUUCGGCUGUGCUGUUCGGCAGUGUGAGAGUGUAGUCCGUCGAUGUACAGUGGAGAGACUAUCACGUUUGGCACCGCUGCAAAGUGAUAUUGCAAAAGAGGAAGGAAUUAUUGAUCAAUACAUUGAUUUACUUAGGAGGGAUAAAUUUGAUGAAAACACAUCUACUGACGGUGUAAAUAAAGCAAUCAAUCAUUUGGAGGUUCAUUUCUUUCUUAUAAUGCUUGGACAGAAAAUUUAA